AUGGAUGGCCCCCGCCGCCCCCAUCGCUCACACCGCUCACACCGCCCUAGAGAUCACUCCCACUCACCGCACCACUAUUCCCGCCACCACCGCCACCACGACCGUAACUCCCGCUCAAGUUCUCAAUCCCGAGACCACCAUUCCCGUGAACGUCAUUCUCGAAACCACCACCGCCACCACCGCCAUCAUAAGCGCACCCGUUCUCCCUCGCCAACCAUAGUUCGCCCUUUAAACGCCCCGCGAAUCUCUCGACAUGAUUUCGAGUUUCAUAGGGAUGUGUUUGCAGACUACCUUGACAUUCAGAAAGGGUUGACACUCAGUGAGCUGGACAGGGCCGAGGCGAAGGGACGGUUCAAGAGAUUUGUGACGCACUAUAAUCACGGGGAGCUAGCGAGAGGGUGGUAUGAUCGGAUAGUUAAUAGGAAGGCCAGCGAUUCAACGAAGGCUCCUGAGGAACAAAGGAGCAACUCUAAAAAAGAUGAAGAUUCUACUUGGCCGGAGAAGAAGAGGCGGAGAAUGGACACUCCUCGGUCCGACAAAAAAGGCGAAAGUGAGGAAGAGAAUGAAAGUGAGAACGGAGAAACUAGCGAAGAAGAAAUCGUAGGACCAUUACUCCCAGGCCAACAACCCUCAAAGCGAUCCCGCGCACGGGGCCCUACAAUCCCUUCAAUAGAAGAUCUCGACCUCCAGAAAGAACUCCUCCGCGAGGACCAAACCCUCCAACACCUUAACCUCCGCCAUGCCCGCAAGCAAGAGCGCAAACUCGAAAAGGAGCGCCUAGAAGAACUCGUCCCCCGCGCGGCCCCUGGCACGCACGAACGCCAACUCGAGAAGAAAGCCGAGCUCAACGCCAAGAUGAAAUCCUUCCUCGAGAAGUCUCCGGAUCUGGAAGUCAAUGAGGAAACUCUCAUGGGCUCUGGUGGGACAGAUGGUUUCAAGCAGCGGAAGGCAGCGAUAGAACGGAAGAAGAAUGAUCGCGAGAUACGGAAGGAGGAGUUACUUAGGGCGAGAAUUGCAGAGAGGGAGGAGAGGUUGCAGCAACAUCGGGACAAAGAAGAGAGAACGAUGGCAAUGUUGAAGCAGUUGGCUAGUCGGUUUAACAAUUGAUUUUCUCUCCGGGUUUUUUUUCUCCCCCUCCCUUUCCUUUUUGUAUGUAAAGAAGGGCAUGUAGGCUUUGUAUAAGGCAUGUUACAUUGCCAGCGUACACAUAGCUUAACUUACUUCAUCGUAUGAUAUCGUGUCGAAUUCCAAAACCAAUACCCUU
This is a messenger RNA of Tuber melanosporum (Perigord truffle), 1264 nucleotides long. RefSeq lists its product as uncharacterized. Bases 1 to 1107 code for a protein of 368 amino acids. NCBI's taxonomy places the organism in Eukaryota, Fungi, Ascomycota, Pezizomycetes, Pezizales, Tuberaceae. The transcript is spliced from 3 exons. The record is from RefSeq and is a predicted model, not a curated record.